AUGGUCGUUCUGACCUGUGUCACCCUUCUGCUUGCUAAGAUAAGCUCAGUGCUGAACCUGGAGGAGGGGCUCUUCAAUGGGAACUUCAGCUUCGGAGUCAACUUGUCCAAUUUGUUUACGGACAAUCAUGUGAAGAUAAGCGAAUUAAAGAUAAAUGCUGCCUACCUGUUUGAUCCAUCUCCCCGAAUCGAUUUGGACUUGGCGUUAUCGGCCUUAAAGGGGAUACAAGCUAUCGGCGAGAGGGGUAGCCGUGGUGGAAGAGAAUGGGAGGACAUUUCCACAACAGGGAUCGCCUCUCCCUAUGGAGGGGGAACAAACCCGUGGAGCCGUAUAUCGAGAGAAGACUUCUUUAAAAGGCAAGAACAGACGGAAGAUCUCAUGAAAGGUAUGCCCAUGCCCUACCACAUAAACAACAUUGCAGAUGCGGUUCGAGAGAUCAAUUUUUAUUUCAACCAAGGGGGUAGGACUCACCAAGAGGAUCUAAUAUACAGAGGAACAUACCCCCCGGAGAUUUACACAGAUUGGUACAUAAUCAUCGCAAUCUCCCUUAUGUACUGUUUUUGUAUUAAAAUAAUCUGUGAGGGAUACAUGCGGGGGAAGAACGUUGCGAAGAAAUACAUAGCGAAAGUAUCGACAUUAUUUUUCUUCUUCUUAGUAUUAAAAAAUUUGUUAACUUAUUUCCCAGCCAUGUUAUCUUCAACCGUCUGUCUCAUCAUGACAUUUUAUUUCUACUCCGUAUCGAUGAACCCUUGCGAAAAGAUACACUUUUUAAAAAAAUCGAGCAUUAAAAAACAACCCAUAGGAUGGAUUCUAAUCGUAUUUGCACAAUCUAUAAUCAUUGGAAAUAUUUUAUACCAUGCUGUAUGUACCCCCCGAGUGUUAAUCAUUCUGUCCAGCUAUGUACCAAAUGAAGUUCUGCUAAAGAUGGUUUGUCUCCUUUUUCUUUUAAUCAUCGGAUACAUGAUAUUUUUACUAAUGAUAAGUAACCUUGUAUCAGCAAAGAAGGCACAGAAUUUUGUAUUUUCCUUCACGUCAUCUUAUUUAAUUGUAUCUUGCUGUACAUACUUUUACAAUGUGUUUUCUCUAACGGUGUGGAAGAAUACGAGCAUAUUUCAGAUCGAACCAAUGAUGUUUUUUUCAUACUCUCCUAAAUUUGUUUUUAAUGCUCAGAAUGUAAGUGCGAUGGUUGUUACGUUUGUGAUCACCGCCUUGUCUAUGUCGCUGGGCAGGAUACUGAAGAUCAUCCGGGGGGGGUUCUCUUCCCAGGGGGGGAAACGGAAAAAAGGGGACUCCUCAGGAGCGCGCACUACGUACGACGUUAUUAUGAACUGCUUUGCUUGA
Plasmodium inui San Antonio 1 is the source of this 1341-nucleotide messenger RNA. RefSeq lists its product as hypothetical. Lineage: Eukaryota; Apicomplexa; Aconoidasida; Haemosporida; Plasmodiidae. The record is from RefSeq and is a predicted model, not a curated record. The transcript has a single exon. The coding region runs from base 1 to 1341 and encodes 446 amino acids.